Messenger RNA from Gasterosteus aculeatus aculeatus (three-spined stickleback), 2407 nucleotides. It is a transcript of the gene mab21l1, whose product is annotated as mab-21-like 1. NCBI's taxonomy places the organism in Eukaryota, Metazoa, Chordata, Actinopteri, Perciformes, Gasterosteidae. The record is from RefSeq and is a predicted model, not a curated record.
CUCCGGUUGUAAAACACAGCAACGCCGGGUGUCUGCGUCUGGAGGGAACACUCCACUCUGCGCAAUUACGCGGACUCCAAACUGGCGCGGUGAUCAGAGAGAAACUAAAAAAAAAAAAAAAAAAGGUAUUCUUCGGGCGACUGAACCUCACAACGCUAGAAAUGGACUUCUAAACAGGGCCGCCCUGACAGAUCCGAGGACUUGCAUCGUGCACUUCAAUGCGGUUUUGCGGCACAGCAGCAGCGCAUGUUAUGAUAUGAUUAUAACGCAUGUGCUCUGAGCGCUGCUUUAAAAUAGUUGUCUUAUAAAUAGACGCUUUUUUUUCUUUUUAAAUAGCGUUCUUUCUUCUCUAAAAUUGGCUCCCAUACAAACAGCCGCGUUGGAUCCCUCGGCUUACUGCGAGACUCCGGUGUACAACCCGGAUCUCUGCCCAAACAUGAUAGCCGCCCAGGCAAAGUUGGUGUACCACCUCAACAAAUACUACAACGAGAAAUGCCAGUCUCGAAAAGCCGCCAUCUCCAAGUCCAUCCGGGAGGUGUGCAAGGUGGUGUCGGAUGUCCUGAAGGAGGUCGAGGUGCAGGAGCCGCGCUUCAUCAGCUCCCUCAGCGAGAUGGAUAAUCGCUUCGAGGGACUGGAGGUCAUCUCGCCCAACGAGUUCGAGGUGGUGCUCUACCUCAAUCAGAUGGGAGUGUUCAACUUCGUGGACGACGGCUCUCUCCCGGGCUGCGCCGUGCUCAAGCUCAGCGACGGCCGCAAGAGAAGCAUGUCCCUCUGGGUCGAGUUCAUAACGGCCUCGGGUUACCUCUCGGCGCGCAAGAUCCGCUCGCGGUUCCAGACGCUGGUGGCGCAGGCGGUGGAUAAAUGCAGCUUCAGGGACGUUGUCAAAAUGGUCGCCGACACGAGCGAGGUGAAGUUGCGCAUCAGGGACAGGUACGUGGUGCAAAUCACGCCGGCUUUCAAGUGCACCGGGAUCUGGCCGCGGAGCGCCGCGCACUGGCCUCUCCCGCACAUCCCCUGGCCGGGACCGAACCGGGUGGCGGAGGUCAAGGCGGAGGGUUUCAAUCUGUUGUCCAAAGAGUGCUACUCCCUGAACGGCAAGCAGAGCUCGGCGGAGAGCGACGCCUGGGUCUUGCAGUUCGCCGAGGCCGAGAACCGGCUCAUCCUGGGCGGGUGCAGGAAGAAGUGCUUGUCGGUCCUCAAAACGCUGCGCGACCGUCACCUCGAGCUGCCCGGGACGCCGCUGAACAACUACCACAUGAAAACUUUGGUUUCCUACGAGUGCGAGAAGCACCCGAGGGAGUCGGACUGGGACGAGAACUGCCUCGGCGACCGCCUCAACGGGAUACUAUUGCAGCUCAUUUCGUGUUUGCAGUGCAGAAGGUGCCCGCAUUAUUUCCUGCCUAAUUUAGACCUUUUUCAGGGGAAACCUCACUCUGCUCUAGAGAAUGCGGCCAAACAGACCUGGCGACUGGCGAGAGAAAUACUGACCAACCCCAAAAGCUUGGAGAAACUCUGAGGUAAAAAAUAAUAAUAAUAAUAAUAAAAAAUGCGUUAGUUCACCUCGUCUUAAAACGUUGUGGUGAAAACGGCCACAGCGAGCUCUUAAAACGUACAGAAAAAUACUACAAACCAUUUGUAAAGUCUUUUAAGGUGAAAUGCGACUGUCCUCUGUUAGGGUUUGGACCAAGCCGGUUUCAAAAUGAUUUUUAUGACAGUUGAGUUUUCCAAUUUACCCCCGUGCGUCCUUUUGGUGGUGUCGAUAUUUAGCACAUUUAAAUUAUUCCAACAUUAAUUCAGGAAGCCACCAGUGGUUUAUUUUCUCUCCAUGCCACAUGGUUUCCUACAUUCUACAUUUCCUUAAUUAAAUGCUUUAAAAUAAAGCAAACUGACAAGCCUUUGGAAAAAAAAAGUACAAAUACGCAUAUGUACAUUUUAUACUGUAAAUAUAUUCAUAGAUUGUGAUUCAAGUGGUCUGCAAAUUGUGAGUGUUGUUCUGUGACACGUAAAUAGGAUCCACCUGUUUAAAUCUACUUCUGAACUUUAUAUUUUUCUGUUAGACCCGUUAUUAAUUUAUACUUGCAUCAGUGGUAGUCUGACAUUGUCUAAUUUUUGAAAGUUUACAUUUUGAUAGGCGUACAACAUUUGCCACAUUGAAAACAUUCCAUCUAUUUACUUGAAUUAUUAUUUAAAGUACUCGGACAUGUUUGGUUGUUGUUGAUCCCUACCAUGCUUAGGCCUACAUGAAAAAAAUGAUAACAUACAUAUAUAUAUAUAUAUAAAGUAUAUAUAUAUAGUACAGUUUUAAUUGAAAAAAAUGCACUUGAAAUACACUGGAUUAUAACAUCUGUGAUCUGUUUUUUUCUGUUUUGGAUUUAAUUUAAAGAGCUAAUAAAACAAGCUGUUUUUA